Molecule: messenger RNA, 2727 nt
Organism: Metarhizium acridum CQMa 102
Lineage: Eukaryota; Fungi; Ascomycota; Sordariomycetes; Hypocreales; Clavicipitaceae
Source: RefSeq, a predicted model, not a curated record
AUGGCGCAGACGCCGGCUGUACCUCCUCGACCAACUAGGUCUUCGGCUAAAGAAGCUCCUGCUCACCUCAUGCCGCAAGUGCCGCCUCGUCCCAUCAACAAGCGCCUCGAUCGAUCCAUCUCACCGGGCCGCGAUCGCUUCGCACAGUCUCCGCUCACAGCGGGCAUCCCCUCCGAGCCCAUUAACAAUCGAUUGAGCAAGCAUUAUGCGCAGAAAGAGCAGGCCGAAGACCCCAUUGAACGGGCUAGCAGUGUCGACAUGCCCUCAGUCGGCGAGGAGGGAAUGGAGUAUAGUGCUGUAGCUGCUGAGUUGGAGGAGGAGGAAAGGCGACCCUCUUCUCCUGAACAGACUCGAUCUGUCGCCGAGGACUUGCAUCUUCAUGCGCCCAAGCCGUCUCUUCCUGCUCAAAGCGCCAAGCAGCAGGUCAUGGCUGUUACACGUACCGACUCAGACAAGGCUGCUUCUUUUGGAAUUGGCCAGCCUAGCAACGGCGAAGAUCGGGCUGUUUCUCGUGCAUCCACGAGAAAGCGUCCUGAAAGUAGUAUCUCGGCGUACAGCGACCUAGGCAACCACACAGACGAUGACCAUGGAAUUCCUGAAAUUGGCCAACGUGUUCCUAUGAACAAGCACCUUGGAGAUGUUCAAGCACCUUCUCCAGGCCCCGAAAACGCCAAGAAGAACCAUAGCCGAAAGUCAAGCGGUCGUGGUUUGCCCCCUGGUAGCUACGGUCUCCACGGCCAUGGUGUUGUGCCACAAGACAAGCUUGAAAAGGCGUAUUUUCAGAAGCAUCCUGAGGCCCUUGAGCGAGAGCAGCACACCCCUCGACACGAACGCCAUAACGAUUUUGCAAUGAGCAGUUCUGAUUUGAACAAACUCGUGAGAGAUACGGCCAAUCAUCACGCGAGAACUGCCUCCGCUGAGCUUCGUGGCACUCCCACCGAUGAUGUUGCUUUUGAGGCCAGUGAGAAGUAUGCAUCUCGCAUCUCAUCAUCUCGACCCGCCUCUGCAGUUUUUGGAGACGGUAGUGAUCCCAUUUCUUCCCAGCAUGCAGCAACCGAAGAGGACAAUGCUAUCCAUGUAGAUGACAGCAAGAAUCCUGAGUUUUAUUCCUAUGGAGAGGGCAAGGUGGAUGAAGAACCUGAAGAGUACACCGCUCCUAUCCUUGCUUCGGAUGAGCUGAAGAAGGACCCCAGCCCUCAUGUGCACCAACCUGCCAUCCGCCCUCAUCUGGAACACCGUGGUAGCUCCUUUGAUGGAGAGGACCCCCCAAGCCGUCCUGCAAGCCGCCCUCGGGUGCAACGCUAUCAAUCCCAGCAACAGGAGGUCAAACACACUCCCUUAGAAGAUGUAGAAGAGUACGAUCCUCUCUUUCCAGAAGAUAGCAAGGAAGCGAAGCCGGCCCAAAAGGAGGAGCUGGCUGAUGAGAACUGUGAUCGCCGACACUUUCCAAGCAAGGAUGUCUGGGAAGAUGCGCCGAAUAGUGUGCACUACACUGCUGAAGUUUCAACGCCUGACGUGGCCGAACCAGAGAGACGACGCUCAUCUGCGCACCUUGGUGAUCGGCCCAUCACGCCAGCGCAAGCUUUCGCUCUGUACCAAGAAGAAUUGGCAGAGAAGGAAGCCAAUAAGCGUGGAAACACGUUCUUGCCCUUGCAAGACUCGAGGCCGAGCUGGGUUUCCCAUCAGCCUCACUUGCAGACCGAGGUGCGUCCAAGCUCUGGCUCGAGCAGACGUUUUCCUAGCAGAGACAUUUGGGAAGAUGCCCCCGAUAGUCACAUUCACGAAGCGGAGGUUUCUGCUUCUCCAGUUGAACAGACCAAGCCAGAAAUCCCAGCCAAAGCAGUCAAGAAGGCCGAAAUAACACCUGAGCGCCCUGCAGUCCCUGAUCGACCCAAGGGAAGGCAGAACAGCGGAGAUGAUGCUGUCAAAGCCCGGCCCCCUAUUGCGGAUAAGCCUAAGCCUUCUAUUCCUCCUCGACCAGCUAAGAGCUCACCCGGGGAGUCCAAGGAUGGUAUUUCGUCAAAGGCCAAGCCACCGGUCCCCAAUCGUCCUGUCGGCGGCAAAAUUGCGGCCCUCCAGGCAGGGUUCAUGAGUGAUCUAAACAAACGACUCCAGCUGGGGCCCCAGGGUGUUAAGAAGGAGGAUCCUCCUAAGGAAGAGGAAGCAGUCGACGACAAGGAAAAGAUGCCUUUGUCAGAUGCACGAAAGGGACGUGCCCGCGGCCCUCAGCGUCGCGCGCCUGCCAAGAGCCCGGCCGCAGCAACGUCAUCAGAAGCAAAGCCCGCUGCUCCUGUGCUCUCAUUCUCUAUAACACAGACAGUGUGGUCUAUCGAUCCCGAGCAUGGUGACUUCUUGUUUAGCAGCAAGGACGAUAGUCCUGCCAAGGAGGACACAAAGCCCGAGGAGCUGUCACCUGCUCUGAAGCCAGCCCAGGCGUUUGCUGUGGAACCAGAGGAGACGAAGGGAACCCCUGAGCAACUGGAGUCUGUAAAGGAAGUUGCUGAUUCAGAACCUAUGUCCAAAGCCGAGAAGUUAAAGCUACUGGAUGACGAAUCUGCGGGAGAACCGGAUAUAGAAAAGAAUGUAGAAAAACAUACAAAAGACGAAAGAAAGAAGGACAUUACUCUGGCGUCGAAUACCGCUGGCGAGGGCAUUCUUGAAGCCACGAUAAAGAAUGACCAAGCUGAGGUUGAGCCCAUAGAAGUCCAAGAGGAUGUUAAGUCUUAA